UUGCUGACUUUGCGCGGCAGCGAGCGGUUUGCACUGCGAUUGCCGAGCAGCUUGUUUUACUAUAUAUCGCUUUUUUUUGAAAAGUGCCACUGCGGUUGCGCAUGCGCCUCAUCCAAAAUCGGUGGCAAGAAAUAGGCCUUCAAUUGAGUUUUUAUAUUUUUUAACAUUGGUUGGACACGGUGCCGCUUGUUUUUUUGGGUAGCGACUCAGUCCAGCCGGCGAUGCCUUAGUGGCAGCUCCUCCAGAUCGAAAGAAGGAUACAACACGCGCCACACCAAGAUGCCCUAUAACCUAUGGCUGCGACGGCGCCUCCAGCUGCUCGCAUCGCUGCUAUUCUGCGGCCUCCUGGGCUAUUUGACCUCGGAGGCGGUGGCCAAGCCCACGUUGUCCUUCAGUUUGCCGCAGGGCCUCCAAGGAUUCCCCUCGUUCCAGUCCUUCACCCAGCAAAUCAUCGAGCAGCGCAGCGCGCGUCAAAUGAAGACGUAUAGUGGAAAGCGGGUGAGCAACGACUCCCUCAUCAUGAUAUACUAUCACGAUCUGACCAUUGCCGUAACGGAGCUGGGUCCCCAGAAGUUGUUACUCGGCUGCGAGCUGAUCGAGAUCUACAACGACAAGGAGGGCAAGAUUCUGCUGGAGGGCCUGUCGCACUACAAUCGCCCGCUGGAAAUCAAGUUCGACGAGAUGCUGAAGCUAAUGGAUCAGUGCGAGCACGUGGAUAAGCUGACCUACGCCUCCCGUCACAAAUCCCAGCUGGAUGGCGGCGAACGGAGCAGCAGUGGAGGCGGCGAUUCUGCGGCAACAGGUGGUGCCAACGAUGGAGUGGCCCUCAAGCUGGCCACCAAUAUCUUUCCGCGCAGCCCCUUCUCCUUGUUGAGUGGCAUCAUACCAGGCACAAAAUGGUGCGGCACUGGCGACAUCGCAGAUACGUACAGCGACCUGGGCAGCGAAAUGGCCAUGGAUCGAUGCUGUCGCCAACACGAUCUCUGUCCCAUCAAGAUCCGUGCUUACCAGAACAAAUACGAACUGAUGAACGAUUCGCUGUACACAAAAUCCCAUUGCAUCUGCGACGAUAUGCUGUUCUCCUGCCUGAAGAUGACCAACACCUCGGCCUCGCAGCUGAUGGGCUCCAUCUACUUCAACCUGGUGCAGGUGCCCUGUCUGGACGGGCGGAGCCAGCAGUACAAGUUCCGGGCGGCCAAGGAGGGAUUCUGAUGCAGGGUAGCCGCCAAUCGGGGAUUUCGUGGCUCAGUUCAUUGUACAGGAGGUGUGAGGAGGGGUUAGAAAGUGAGAGAGAGAGUUGGGAAGUCGCUCUAU
Molecule: messenger RNA, 1314 nt
Organism: Drosophila santomea
Lineage: Eukaryota; Metazoa; Arthropoda; Insecta; Diptera; Drosophilidae
Exons: 6
Coding region: 280-1212 (310 amino acids)
Biological process (GO): phospholipid metabolic process; arachidonate secretion
Source: RefSeq, a predicted model, not a curated record